Molecule: messenger RNA, 9373 nt
Organism: Mizuhopecten yessoensis (Yesso scallop)
Lineage: Eukaryota; Metazoa; Mollusca; Bivalvia; Pectinida; Pectinidae
Product: unconventional myosin-XVIIIa-like
Exons: 39
Coding region: 2246-7528 (1760 amino acids)
Cellular component (GO): myosin complex
Molecular function (GO): cytoskeletal motor activity; ATP binding; protein binding
Source: RefSeq, a predicted model, not a curated record
UGUUUUGACUUGAGACUGUGUGGGAUUUGGACUUGAGACUGUGUGGGACUUGAGACUGUGUGGGACUUGAGCUUGUGUAGGACUUGAGAUUGUGUGGGACUUGAGAUUAUGUGGGACUUGACUGUGUGGGACUUAAGAUUGUGUGGGACAAUAUUUGAAUAUUUAUAGUAUCAUUGCAUAUGUUUUAUACCUGUUGUAUAUAUUUGCCAUGGGGCUGUGAUCGUUUAAAAAAGACUGUGUUUAGGAUGGAAUUUAUGGCUUUGAUAAAGAAAGGAGAACAGGAUGGGUGACGACAAUGAUGGGGCGUUGAGCUGUGAAGGGAAUCCUACAGGUACACACACUGAUGUGGUGGUGGUGUCGUAUGACAGAUAGUCGUCUGUCCUGUGUCCCCCACAGUACUACUGACCACCACAGCACUCCCAGUGGUCAGAAACUGACCAGUCUGCUGGACACAUCUCAGUGACUGGACACUCCUGUAAAGGCAGAACUAGGGAAUACAUAGAGGAUACAGGAAUACAAGAUGUAUACAAGGAAUUUCAAUCAGCUGUGUGUAUCGUAUUUCUAAACAGGUAUUGCUUACCAGUAGCUUUAUAUAUACAGGUAUCUCGCUGUGGUCAUUACAAAUCUGACCAUUUAAAUUGUUGGAGCUGAAGACUUGUUCAACCUUGAGGUUUCAUCUUUGUCAGAAAAAGAAUUUUGUGUGUAGUGAAAAACUGAAGGUGACCUGUGUGGUAACAAUGCUGGGUGCAUCUUGACAGGAAGUAAAAUAUAAAUCUACCUUGAGCAGAGGACAAUUAGCUAUACCUGACAGGUAAGGUACCAGGAAUACCUGUACUGACUAAUUGGAUUAAGUUACAUUUAACGAGUCUCUAUCAGGAUAUUUAUGUAUAGACAGAGAAACACUGUUCACCUAGAACGUACCCUGGUGACCAUCGUACCCUGGUGACCAUCCUUGGAUUCAGGCCACGUAUCGUUACGGAUUAUCCUCUUGACCGAGACCAUUGUCCAGAGGCCAAUCACUGGUGAUGUUGCUUCACCCAACAGUGUCUAAUGGUCCUAAGCCCCCAGAUGGAAACAAGAAAUUCAGUGAGGUUCACGUCUGAUCGACCGGAACGUUUUUGUUAGGAUUAUGUGCCAUGUUCUUCUUUCGGUUUCACAAACUAUUCACGGUCUCCGAGAGUGUGCUUGAGACUUUUACCACAUAACCUGUGUUGGUGUGGGUCAGUUUGAACAAAGUAUCUCCCAAACAACCUCAUCUUCUGUGCGAACAUGAGACUUUAAAUCACGGACAAAUUUUACUUGGAUAUUAAAUUUAUCUGAUCAACUUAGAAAGGAUUUACCUUUGGAAAGUUGAUGAUCACACAGCGAUUGUACAAGUUUCUGUUCAGACAAACUUUGUUUUUAAGUGAAAACUUUUGUUUUACAGUUAGCCUGAUAGUGAAGUACACGUCACAUCACCUACAUGUAUUAUGAUACUGAUUGAGAGCCUGUAGCCGAAGUGUUUACCUACCGAUAGGUAGCCAGUGUGAAUAGAGCCCUCAACACUGUUGACUUGUAUGUUGAUAGUCUGCCCAAUUUGAGAGACGUUUCUGAUUUAAUGAGAGCUAUGAGUUACACACAGAUGGAAGUAGAGGAUCUCAAAACAGCAUCUGCAGUAUCUGAUCGCUGCGGGGAUAAGCAGCCCUAAUGGAAAUGAAAGUUUAACACAGUAAUCUUGAGAGUUUUUCCUUUCAAAAGUGGCGGAUGUCAAUUUCUUCUGGAUGUGUUCUUGGUGAAUUGAUUUUAAUAUCACGAUUAUUGUUAAGUGAGAAGAAAAAAUCUGUCUGGGAUACUGCAUCUUCUGCAGAAACUUAGCUUUGAUUCGGUGGAAGUUUAUUUAUGAAAAAGUGAAAUGUGAUCGCUUGAGCUGGGGUUUUUUUUGCAAUUACAGACAAAAUUUUAUCUGUGAAGAUUGUCCUGCAUAGACUUCAGUUAUAGAGAAAAUAGUACUGAAAACCAGUUUGCAUUUAACAAGAUAUGAAGUUAUGUGAUGGAGUUUUCAGUGAGUGUAUUUAUAACGGGUCCUACCUAGGGAUGGUAUGCGUGUGGAUGUCGUGUUUUAGACGGAAGACAACACAGUUUUAGCCUCUGGGAUUACCUGGAAUAAUUAAUGUGCUACUCCUUCAUACACAAAUUGUUUCUUAAAUUUGAAAUGAAUUCAACCUAAAGAGGAUCAAGGAAUGAGAUCAGUGAAGUGAAUCUGACCAUGGCCACAACUAUCACUCGUAAAUUUAGCCCCAGGCACAAGACAAAUCCUGCAAAUUUGAAUCACACCAAAAGGUUACGACGGGCACGAUCGGAAACUGAGGUCCAGUCUGAGAAAGCAUGGCUGGAGGCCGAGAAAGUUUGGCUCGUCCACAAGGGGGGUUUUGCAUCAGCCUGUGUCCUCCGUGCCAAUGGCAUGUCCCCUCUUCCGGAGGGGCGUGUCCGCAUCAAACUGGACCAUGGUGGCGACAUCCUCGAGGUGGACGAGGAUGAUGUUGAAAAGGCGAACCCUCCACAGUUUGACCGAGCUGAGGACCUAGCAUCAUUACGAUACCUGAAUGAGUCCAGCGCCCUGCACUCCUUCCGUCAGAGGUAUGGAGGGAACCUCAUCCACACAUACGCAGGGAAGUGUAUGAUCGUGGUGAACCCCAUGCAUCCGAUGGCCAUCUACUCGGAGAAGGUGAUACAGGUAUUCCGCGGGUGUAAACAAGAAGACAUGCCUCCCCACAUCUACGCCACCGGACAGAUCGCUUACCGCGAGAUGCUGAACUCUCGUAACGAUCAGUCGAUAGUGUUCAUGGGGCGUAGUGGUAGCGGUAAAACUACUAACGAGCGACACGUUCUCCACUACCUGGUGGCCUCUGCUGGGAGUGUCAACAACAUUCUAACAGUGGAUAAAUUACAUGCCGUGUCCACUCUGCUGGAGGCCUUUGGUAACAGUAGAACUAUACUUAACACAAAUGCCAGUCGAUAUUCCCAGCUGACCACACUAGACUUUGACCAUUCCGGACAGAUCACCUCAGGUUCUGUACAGAUAUUUUUGUUUGAGAAGACACGUGUUGUGCGUCGACCUGAGGGGGAGCCAAGUUUCCAUGUGUUCUACCAGAUGUUAGCAGGGAUAGACUCAACAUUGAGGAAUGAACUUCAUCUGAAUUCAUUGAACGAGCCGAACCUGUUUAUGACACCAUUACAGAGGUCAGAGGACAGGCAGCGAGCGUCGAGUGCCUGGGCCAAAAUCUACAACGCCAUGGACCUGGUGGGCGUCAGCGAUGAGGAGAGAAAAGCUUUGUGUUUUGUGUUAGCUGCUAUAUACCACCUUGGUGUGGCCGGGGCCGUUUGGGGUAUGUGUCUUACUUUGUGUUUUGUGUUAGCUGCUAUAUACCACCUUGGUGUGGCCGGGGCCGUCAGGGGCCAGAACAAUAAACCACAGUUCGCCCGACCGGCAGCCGCCCAGAAGGCCGCGGCAUUGCUAGGGUUACCUGUGGAGGAACUCUCCAGACAAAUCUUUUCCAGUGCUGGGUCGGGGACGUUGACGCGCAACACCUCUGUCAGAAACAGUCCAGCAGACAAAGGAGCCAACGAGGCUCACCAGAGUGCUAUGGACGCUCUCGAGGGCUUCGUCAUAGGUCUCUACUCCGACGUGUUCAAUGCACUCGUGUCCCUUAUCAACAGAUCUCUCUCGUCCACGUACCGAACAACCGCGUCUAUUACCCUGGUGGAUACGCCCGGGUUCCAAAAUCCCACAACCUGUGGACGCCAGUCGGGUGCGACUUUUGAGGACCUCUGUCACAACUACACGCAGGAACGGCUUCAACUGCUGUUCCAUGAUCUCACCUUUACCAUACAACAGGACAGGUAUAGUCAGGAAAACAUUGACUGCGACUUUGAGUUUGUUACGACCAGUCCUGCAGCCAUGGUUUCUCUAAUAGACAGACAGGCCCAGCAGCUACUGCCUCAUGGGCGCCCCAGUGCUACUAAACACCACAGUGGCAUCGCCCACCACCACCACAGUGGCCCUACCCAUCACAGUGGUGGCCAUCACGGUGGCUCAGCCACUGUCGGUGACAUCAGUAAAGCUGAGCACGCUCACUCAGCCAUGGACGAGCGAACCUCCUCACAAGAUCUCAAAGACGCUGAUAAAAAAGGGUUGUUAUGGAUAUUAGAUGAAGAAGCCAUCUUCCCUGGGGCCACAGAAGACUCAUUUAUGGACAGAUUCUUCAAAAACCAUGGCGAACAAAAAGUCAGAAGAGACAGCCUUCUGAGGAAAGCUUCGUCGAUAGGCAACACAUUCAUCUUAAACCAUUACCAGGGCACUAACCCCGUACAGUACAAUGCUAGUGGUUGGCUCAAGGUGUGUCGGGAGAACCCACAGAUCAAGGUGGCCACCCAGGUGCUACAGGACUCCAAAAAACAGAGUAUAAACCAGCUGUUUAACAACGUGAAGGCUCCGGUUGCGGGGAUGGUGAGUGGCUCCAUCGUAGGGAUGGAAGGUACCACCUCUCUGCGUCGGGUCGGCAGCAUGAGGAGAACGUUCAUGUCAGGCACCGCCGGGAUCAAGAAACGCUCCCUGUGUCUCCAGGUCAAGUUCCAAGUGGACUCCAUCAUAGAGACAAUUAGGAAAACCAACUGUCACUUCGUCCACAAUGUCCUACCACAACACAACGCAGGACUGUGGGAGCUUAAACCCCUCCCGUCACCAACAGAUAAACCAGGCACAGCUGAGGAGAUUCUCAUGAAUGUACCACUAGUACGCAGUCAGAUCAGGGGCAGCGAGGUGCUUGACUCAGUUAGGAUAUACAGACAAGGGUUCCCAGAUUCUAUGAGGAUGUUGGAGUUCCGCCACAGAUUCGAGGGGCUUCUCAACCCGACAAGUCGACCAGCCCCUGACAUGGAGGAGAAAUUGGCUGUGAAUACAAUUCUGGAUCACUUGGAAAUCGAGAAACUUAACUACAGAGUCGGACUUAGUCAGGUGUUCUUCCGGGCAGGUGCUCUGAAUCAGUUGGAGGCUGCACGCGACGAGAAGAUCACUGGUACCGUGAUUGGGCUGCAGGCCUGUUGUCGGGGCUACCUGGGCAGGAAGUACCUAGGAAAGUUACGGGUAAAACACAUCGCCAUCAGCUGUAUCCAGAAAAAUAUACGCAAGUUGAUGUUGAUACGUGAUUGGCCUUGGUGGAGGUUAUAUACCAAAGUCAAGCCCCUUCUGGAUGUUCACCGGACAGAAGAAGAGCUCAAGUCAAGGGAGUAUGAACUUGAACAAAUGAAGUCGAAGCUGGAGAGGAUCGAGCGUGAGAGGAAUGAAUACAAACAGCAGAGCGAAAAACUGGAGAAUAGGCUGGCAGAGGCGACGGCAGACCUAGCAGAAGAACACUCAGCAGCCAUACAGUCCUCAGAGAUGCUGGACGCUGAGACAUCUGAGAGGAUGAGGCUAGAAAAGGACCUCAAAGAUCUCCAGUCCAAGUACACGGUGCUCAAACGGCAUGGGGAGAAGAUUGAAAUGGAGCUCACACAAGUCCAUCUGUGGCAGGCUCAGUCCCUGGACGGUGAGAUGGAUGGGGAGGACAUGGACGGUGAUAAUUCUAUCUAUAAGGAGAGGUAUGAGAGAAUUCUCAGAGAACUUAAUUUCACCAAGAAACGCAUGAGCAAAGAGCACGAGGAUGAGAUGGAGCUGGAACAGAAUGCCAGGAAGGCUUUGGAAAAGAGGAUUCACGAGGCUAUAGAGGAUGGGGAAGAUCUGAGGCGACAGCUCACAGCAGCCAAGAAAAAGUCGUCCAGGCUCGCCACAGAGAUGCAGGACAUAAAGCUCCACCUGGAGGAACAGAUCACCAGGAACAAUGAACUGGAGCGAAAGCAACGCAGGUUUGACACAGAGCUAAGUAAGGCCAGUGAUGAAAGCAAGGAUGAGCGAAUCAGUCGGGAAAAGUUACAGCGUGAAAAGGACCAACUGACCACUGAGCUGUACACAAAAGAUCAAGAGAUAGAGAGACUUAAACUUGAUCUGGAGUCGCAGACAGACAAGGCGAGUCGUUUGGACCGCGAGCUAUUAGACAUGAGUCUGACAAGUACCAAGGGUACAGAUAAGGAGGUGAUGUCCCUGAAGAAGUCUAAACACGAGAUGGAGAUCAAGUUGAAGGACCAGGAGGAAGAACUUGAUGACCAGGCGGGUCAGAUACAACAAUUAGAACAGACAAAGACAAGGUUAGAGAUGAACCUGGAGCGAUUACGACAGACACACAUCAAGGAAUUAGAGGAAAAGGAGGAGGAGAUGCAGGAAAAUAGAUACGCCACGCAGAAAAAGCUAAAACACAUGGAGAGCCAGAUGGAAGAGGAAUAUGAGGACAAGAAACGAAUGCAGACAGAAAAACGAGACAUAGAGAGACAGCUUCAGGAGAUCAACGCAAGCAAGUUACACCAAGACAAAGAUGGAGAGAAACGUGUGAGACUAGAGCUGAGGAAGACUAAGGCCUUGCUCCGUGAUGCUGAGACGGUCCUUCAAAAGAUGAGGGGCUCGGAGGGAACCAAAACAAUCAUCAAACAGCUUAGGAACAGGCUUGAAGAUUCAGAAUUUGCUGCAGCAACAGCCGUCAAAGCCAAAAAGACGAUGGAGCUAGAGAUACAGGAUCUUCAACAACAGCUGGACGAUCUGUUCAAAACCAAAACAGAGGGAGACAACAAAGCCAUGGUGCUGAUGAGAGAGAAGUCAGACUUACAGAGCCAGCUCGAGGAGAAUGAGGAAGACAUGAAUGAUGUCAUGAAAAAAUACAAAGCCAUCGUACACCAACAAUCGGUGGACCAGGUAACGGUAUCCGACCAACUUCAACAGAUCGAUGAACUGUCAACAGAAAGGGAAAAACUAAGACUGGAGGUGGCUGAACUUCAAAUGAAGGUCCAAGGGUUUGAGGACACAAGUGUGGACAAGAACACAGUACAACGACUGGAGAGUAAGAUACGUGACCUUGAAAACAGACUUGACCUUGAGCAGACAGCUAAACACAGAGUAGAGGUUCAGUUGACUCGUACCAAAGAGGCUUUUGAUAAAUCUUUGGAGGAGAAGCGACUUGCAACAACAUCAAAACAACAGAUUGACGAGAAUCUGAAGAGAACACAGCGCCAGCUUCGUGACCAACGUGAGGAGUUUUCUGAUGCACAGAAACGUGAAUUAGAGAGCUCGCAAAAGAGCAAGGAACUGGAGAACAAGGUAUCUGAGCUUGAGUCUGACCACGAACAGAACCAGUCUGAUCUCAAACUCGCCUUCAAGAGAAUAGCGGACCUACAGGCGGCUCUAGAGGAGGACCUGGACAGUGGCGACAGCCUCCUCGGCUCGGAUGAUGAUGAGGAUUCCGAUGCUGAUUCUGAUCUAGAUUCCAUGUAUUUAACCAAUCACAGGCCUCCGUCAUUAAUACGUCACCAUGGUCUUGGCAGUCCACGUUCCAGUUCUCAUUCCGCAGCCAGUAGUUUAGGCAGUCCCAGGUCACCUAGUGUGUCCGAGUCGUCAAGUCAUGCGUGACAGUAACUAAGGGAGUCUGAGGGCUAUGUGCAAACCUUCCAGCUUCAUCUCAGCUUGAGUGAAGUGGAAGAAUUCAAAGGUCAGCACAGGUCAAGGGUCAAUCUCCUCAAGGUUACCUGCUUGUGGAUAUAAAAUAGUUCCUGACCUGGACAUGGAAAAUGGCUACUUAACUGUGAUAUAGAGAUGAUCUAAUGGACGGGUAGAUAUUUUACCUGGCUCUAGUAUUUGAUGUCACCGUGGAUGAUACCUGUAAGUGCUCCGUCUAAUAAACAGACAGGAAGUCAUGUGAUACAGACUUAACAUCUGUGAUUGGUCAAGAUUUACCUGCAAACUUCUUGACUAAUGAUUGUCAAAAUUAUGAGUGAGAUUUGGAUUUAUUGCAAAAGUUGUAACUCCUGAAGUGGGGUUACUUGCCUGUAAAGUGAACAAUUACCUGGAUAAGGUGAUUACCUGGAUAAAAUGUUAACCUGCAUAAGGUGUUUACCUGCACAGUAAACUACCUGGAAUAGAAGAUUAGCAGGAAAGUUUCAACCACUCUUGGCAUGGGAAAAUCCCAUGUUAAAUACCACAGCCACAAUAAAUUGCUUUCACAUGGACAUUAGUCCUUCUAACGGAUCAUCUACGAGUCAAUGUCUGUGUGGCGUUACUCAUGUCUACUUACACAAUGUUAACAUAUCUGUCAAAUCCUGCCAGGUAGGACACCAACUCGUGAUCGGUCCACUCCAGGAGCUGAAGGAAGACAUUUCGUCAGGACAUGGUAGACCAGAAAUAGCAUAUGCAAGUCCUUUAUCUGUGUUCAAGGAUUUCUUGUCUUGCCCUGUCUAUCAACUUUAGGAGGUUUCUUCUUAUCCAGUGGGUUUGAAACACCCCAACAAUAAGAGAUUCAUUUUGCAUAACUGCUUUUAGGAUAUAACAUUUAGCAAUUAUUUAAGAUUCCCCUUUUAAAUACCAGGGGUUUUUACAACAAUGUGCCUUCCUUAAGCACAAAAACUUGCCGUUCUCCCUGAAGGUUGUUACCUUCCUGUAGUAGUGACCUUCCUGUGGACAGGCUGUGGACAGAAAAGAUUUCCAGGGAGCCAUGUUUCUGGCAUCUGUUUUGCCAAAUUUACUAUUUGUGUAGAACAUGUACUAUGAUCUCGAUGUGACAUGUAAUGUGUGGGCUCUUAGAGUCUGUGGCCUGUAGUAUCACGUGACUAACAGUAAGUGCUAUAGAGAAUUGUAAGUUUAGGUUGUAGUUGACUUGGGACCAAUCUGUUUCCUAAGCAUCUUACCUGUUGCAUGUUUUAGUUAGAUAGUUCAUGUUUUACUGUCAACCAAUAGUUCAAAUAAUAUAUGAAGUUAACUAUGAAGUUGUCUAAUCCAAAAAAAUCAAAUAUAGUCUAAAAGAAGUUACCAAAAUAUUUGUUUAAUAAUGAAGAAAAAAUAUAAUUAUCAUGAUGGAUGACAUGUGUUUAAACAUAAUCCCAAUGUAAUGGUUUGUACCAGAUAUAAUGGUAUUUACCAGUGUAAUGGUUGUACCAGAUAUAAUGGUAUUUACCAGUGUUGGGGUUUGUACCAGAUAUAAUGGUAUUUGUCAGUGUAAUGGUUUGUACCAGAUAUAAUGGUAUUUGUCAGUGUAAUGGUUUGUACCAGAUAUAAUGGUAUUUACCAGUGUAAUGGUUGUACCAGAUAAAUGGUAUUUACCAGUAUAAUGGUUUGUACCAGAUAUAAUGGUAUUUAUCAGUGUUGGGGUUUGUACCAGAUAUAAUGGUAUUUAUCAGUGUAAUGGUUGUACCAGAUAUAAUGGUAUUUACCAGUGUAAUGGUUGUACCAGAUAUAAUGGUAUUUACCAGGGUAAGGGUUGUA